Molecule: messenger RNA, 2186 nt
Organism: Ctenopharyngodon idella (grass carp)
Lineage: Eukaryota; Metazoa; Chordata; Actinopteri; Cypriniformes; Xenocyprididae
Gene: zbtb32
Product: zinc finger and BTB domain containing 32
Exons: 6
Coding region: 342-1787 (481 amino acids)
Biological process (GO): regulation of transcription by RNA polymerase II
Cellular component (GO): nucleus
Molecular function (GO): protein binding; RNA polymerase II cis-regulatory region sequence-specific DNA binding; DNA-binding transcription factor activity, RNA polymerase II-specific
Source: RefSeq, a predicted model, not a curated record
UGUUGGUCUGACCGAUGCACUUUUGCAGUUAUCACCCGCAUUUGAGUGUCUGUUGUACAUUCAAUAGGUGCCUUCUUCACUGGUGGCUGACUUUUACGUUGAUAGCGCUCAUAGUUUGUUGUGGUCUGGGCUAAUGUCUGUUGUUGGACAAUAGUUGAGACAUCUGAUGUACUGUAGUUUCGUACAUUGAAGGGAAGGGUUCGGUUUAGUGAUGGGACAGAGUGUAAUUUGCGUGUCACAUUCAGACAUUCACAGGCCUGUACGGCAGGCUGACAUGAGAUUUCACAGCACGACAUCAAACCCGAUCAUCUCACUUCAGCCUCACCUUUCACUCUUUGAAGAUGAUCCGCAUUCAUAACCCUCACCACGUGCCGUUUCUGCAUCAGACAGAGCAGCUCCGCCAGGCAGGGACUCUUUGUGACACGCUUCUCACCGUGGAGGGCCUUUCAUUUAAAGCCCACGCUCUGAUCCUAGCGCUGGCGAGCAAGCGACUCAAGCGUCAGUUAACAAACCAGCACGGUCCAGGUCCAGGGUACUGCUGCGCUAUAGAUAGCAUCUCUCCCCACACCCUCAAGCAAAUCUUAGACUAUGUGUACAGCGAAUCGGUGGAGGUGCCCAAAGAUGACCUGGAAGAGCUGCUGAGGGGUGCUGAGUACCUGGAAGUGGAGUCUUUGGUGGAACAGUGUCAAGCACAACUUAGUAGUCCAGAUUCCCCUACUAAGACGGACACAAAAGAGGUAAAGUCAAUCCAAGAUGACAAAACAUACAAGCACACUGAGUUGUUGUCCAAAAGAAGCCACCCUACGGAUAAAGACAACCUCAAUUAUUCUUUAGAAGAAGAACGUUCUUCCACCGAUAAACACCACAAGAGGUCGGUCCAUGAUCCACAAAAGAAAAGCUGUUCUCCCGUGUCUCCUCAGCCUCCCAUCUUCUCCAGAGAAUCCAUCAUCUCCCCCAGCACCCCAUCUCCAUCCCCUCGCUUCUGUUGGCCCCCGGUCAGCCCGUCUCGUAGCAUGGUGUUAAACUGUAGAGAAAUUAUGACCAUCCACUCCCUCCGAGCGUACCCGUACCCCACACCCAUGUACCCCAUCCUGCACCGCUCCCUCCAGCCACAGGUCUCCUCCUCACUUAUGGGUUACACGGGGUUGCUUCACCCCUAUCACCCGCUCAUGCACUCUCCUCCGCUGACUCAAGACAGUCCCUUCGUUUCGGGUCUAAAAGGAAAGAACGCCUCUAUCAGUACAGCUUUAACAGAGUCCGUGUCAGAAAUUCAAGAGAGGAAGCCAAAGGUUCAAGAGGACAGGGAGAUAUGCUGCAGACACUGCGAGAAUAAAGAAGGCAUAUGCUCGUGCAGAAGCUUGCAGAAACACCAACUGGGUGGCAGUUCAGGGGAUAUGGCGUUCAGGUGUAAGUUCUGUGGCCGAGGUGGACGGGACAGGCGAUCUCUGCGCUCACUCAGGAGGGGCGUCGGGGGAGAGAAACCUUACCAGUGCAAACAGUGUAGCAAGAGGUUCAGCCUUAAACACCAGCUGGACACACAUCUCCGGGUCCACACAGGUGAAAAACCUUUUGAGUGUCGGCUGUGCGGCCAACGUUCUCGUGACUAUUCGGCUAUGAUCAAGCACCUGCGCACUCAUGGCGGCGCCACACCUUACCAGUGCACCCUGUGUCUGGAGUUUUGUAGCAGCCUGGCAGCCAUGCAGAAACACCUGAAGAAUCACCCCACGCAGGACUUCCCUCCGGACUGGAGCCUGAACAGCACAUACCUGUACAUCUGCCACACUUGACCAUGCAAAUACUGGACAUUUGAGUCCAGGGGGAUAAAAUGUGUAGAUAUGGAACAUUUAAAUGCAGUUUUGUUAUUUUUAUUACUUUUAUGAAUCUAUUUUAAAGUCAUUUUACAAAUAUUAUAAUAUAUAUUUAAUUUACAUAAAAGGGACAUUUAUGCCAAUGAUGGAUGUUUUCUUUGAAGACUUCUAGUUAGGUGAACAUUGCACCCACCAAUUAAGAUAAAGUAGAGUGUAAUUUGCCAAUGCUUAUUUUCGCUGUGAAGUAUCACAAUAGCAUACAAAAUACAUGUUUAUUUAUUGAGCUGGUGAAAUCUGAACAUUUAUGUAAGCACUCACUAUGUGAUCUAGUUACACACUGUAUACAAUCUUUUAAUAAAAGCAUUAUGAUUAAAACAG